Cornus florida is the source of this 1761-nucleotide messenger RNA. RefSeq lists its product as uncharacterized. The coding region runs from base 77 to 1348 and encodes 423 amino acids. The record is from RefSeq and is a predicted model, not a curated record. The transcript has 12 exons. Gene Ontology annotation, biological process: dolichol-linked oligosaccharide biosynthetic process; protein N-linked glycosylation. NCBI's taxonomy places the organism in Eukaryota, Viridiplantae, Streptophyta, Magnoliopsida, Cornales, Cornaceae. Gene Ontology annotation, molecular function: UDP-N-acetylglucosamine-dolichyl-phosphate N-acetylglucosaminephosphotransferase activity. Gene Ontology annotation, cellular component: membrane.
CCAGAAAGAGAGAAGAGGGAGAGAGAGAUAGAUAGAGAGACGGAGUAAGUGAGUUUUAGAGAGAGAAGACUCCGCCAUGACAGCUCGCAAGAGAGCUUUAUCAGACGCCUCCACAAAACCCUCGUUAACAGAAACUCAAACAAAGCCCCAACAAACCACUGCAAACUCAACGGACCCUCCGAUCGCUCCAUCCAAAGCAGGACAGAUCUUGAAAUUCUCUCUCAUCUUCUUCGUCCCAUACUUCUACCUCAUUUUAUCUCACUACAAAAUCGAGGCAGACCUCAAGAGAUCGAUACUGAUUAACGCCAUCUUGAGCUGCGCGGGCUUCUUCCUAACCCUAACUAUGAUCCCUGUGGCUUCUAAAUACGUUUCGAGGCGUAAUUUAUUUGGUUAUGACAUAAACAAGAAGGGUACACCUCAAGGUUCAAUCAAAGUGCCUGAAUCAUUGGGUAUUGUUGUUGGCAUUGUUUUCUUGGUUUUGGCAAUCUUAUUUCAGUAUUUUAAUUUCACAUCAGAUUCAAAUUGGCUUGUUGAGUACAAUGCUGCAUUAGCAUCCAUCUGCUUCAUGAUUUUGCUUGGAUUUGUAGAUGAUGUACUUGAUGUCCCAUGGAGAGUGAAAUUGUUAUUGCCUUCAAUUGCUGCUCUUCCCUUGUUGAUGGCAUAUGCUGGGCAUACAACUAUUAUUGUACCCAAACCUCUCAUUCCAUAUGUUGGGCUAGAGGUUUUGGAUUUAGGUUGGAUAUAUAAAUUAUAUAUGGGGCUUUUGGCUGUAUUUUGCACCAACUCCAUCAAUAUCCAUGCUGGUCUAAAUGGCCUUGAAGUUGGGCAGACAGUUGUUAUUGCAUCUGCUAUUCUGAUACAUAAUGUCAUGCAAAUUGGAGUGUCUACAGACCCUGAGUAUAAACAGGCCCAUGCAUUCUCUAUUUACCUUGUUCAACCAUUACUUGCCACUUCCUUGGCUUUACUUUCUCACAACUGGUAUCCUUCUUCAGUUUUUGUUGGUGACACCUACACAUACUUUGCUGGAAUGACUAUGGCUGUAGUUGGCAUUCUGGGCCACUUUAGUGAAACACUCUUGAUAUUCUUUACUCCUCAAGUUUUGAACUUCCUCUUAUCACUCCCUCAGCUUUCUGGCUACAUACCUUGUCCACGGCACCGGCUGCCAAGGUUUGACCCUCAGACAGGACUUCUAACCGGGACAAAUGAUGGGACACUUGUGAACUUAUUCUUAAGACGAUUUGGCAGGAUGUCAGAAAAGUCACUUUGCAUCCUAUUACUUGUUUUCCAGGCCAUUGGCUGCUGCUUCUGUUUUCUACUAAGGUGGUUACUUGCUGGUUGGUAUAAAUGAGGCCGUAACUUCAAAAAAACAAUCUUCUACUUUGUUCAUGAAUAUGCGGAAACACGGAUAUCUGCAGUUAUGGGCAGUUUUGACAGGAUAAUCAAGAAGAUCAAAUAACUUAAUUUGAGCUGAACCAAUAUCCACCCAUUUAGUGGUGAGGAUAAUUUUUUGUCGGAGAAAUUUCGAAGUUCUAGCUAAAGAGUUCCGAGGGCUGUGUUCUUCUUUUCCCUGUCAUUGUGCUCAAUUAUGUUUGGGAUGUCACACAUACAUUUUGUAUGAUUUCAACUCUGCACUCUUUUGUUAUAUUGAAAAUGGUGGCUCUGUACAGUAAUUUUAAUUUGUAGUGGCGAAGCCUGAAAAUAAAGGAUUGUAUACGCAACAGUGCAAUUUUUGCGAAGAUCUACUAUGAUGACUUCCUACUA